AUGUCGGUGCCCAUGCCAAUGUAUGGAAACAACCAGCAAGGUACAAGCAUCGGUCGGGAAGAGAAUAAUUCCGCUGACGUCUGUCACUUGUCCCAACCAAGCCCCUCUACUAUUUCAACAACGAUGUCUCAACUUUCAGCAAACACACUUCCAACUGCGCGAUUACAAGCGCAGAGUUUUGAAGAAGUUGCCAAACAGAGUCAAAGCAAGGGUAAUUUACAAGCAAAUUAUGGCAAUUACUGCAAACAAUACUCUCAUUUAGUUAAGAGCAGAAAAUCAGAUGAUGCAUAUACUUGGAGGUGUUAUGGGAUAGGAAAUAGAAGACGGAGUUUUUACAAGUGUGCACACCCCGGUUGCCCAGCUACGAAGUCAGUUGAUAGGUCAUUAGAUGGACAGAUAAUCGAGAUUAUUCAUAAAGCUCGGCAUAACCAUCCUGAGUCACAGCUUACCAGAACUUCAUCAUUAUCUGCCUUUUCUCAAAUAAUUCGGGCUUCCAAUCAUCUUACCAUCAAAAUCCCAGAACAGUCCUAUGUCACGUAUGAGGGGGUACCAAUGGAUCCCGAAGCAGCAUCAGUUGUUUUAUUGAGAUCAGUACUGGAUAAAGAGGUUGGUCAUUCUUUUGUUAGACGUGAAUCCUUGGAGAAGCUCUUACAACGGCGAAAAGAACGGACAGUUAAAACAAAUUCCAGCAACAUAUAUAAAGUUGCACAUAAGACUCACAAAGAGAAACGUUCAAAAACAAGUGUUCUCAGAUUCUCAACUGAAACCACCAAUUUCAGGGAGAUGGUACAAAGAUACACUGAAGUGCCUAAAACCACCGAUUUCAGGGAGAUGGUACCAAGAUACACUGAAGUGCCUAAAACCACCAAUUUCAGGGAGAUGGUACCAAGAUAUACUGGAGUGCCUACGAAGGAAGUACAGGAAAAGAGAAGAAUGGCCGAAUUACCCCGUGUUGGCUCUCUCGAUUUAGCUUGA
This is a messenger RNA of Theobroma umbraticum, 975 nucleotides long. Lineage: Eukaryota; Viridiplantae; Streptophyta; Magnoliopsida; Malvales; Malvaceae. The record is from RefSeq and is a predicted model, not a curated record.